UCCCGCAGGCACCUGCCCGCUCUGCCGGCUGCAACUUUCGCUGCCUGUUCCGCGCCCCGAGCACCCUGUCCAGUGCUUCGGCGGGGAUGGACGCCGCGGGGCCGCGCCGCUGCUAACCGGUACGGCGGGCGGGCGGCUGGGGAGCUGCUGCCGGGGCUCUCCGGCUUCGCCCUGCCUGCCGCUGCUGUUUCCGCUGCCACCUUCGCUGCCCCACGCUCAGCGGGCAUGGAGGUCCAGCUGGGGGUUGGCCGCGUCUACCCGCGGGCGGGCGGCAGGACCUUCCGCGGGGCUUUCCAGAGCUUUUUCCAGAGCGUGUGCGAGGCUUUCCAGGAGCCGCGGGAGGAGCCCGGCGCCGGCCAGCAGCCCUGCCCGCCGAGCCCCCGGCCGCCUUGCUCGCCCUCCUGCCUGCCACCCCAGGAGCCCCGCGACGCCGGGAAAGCGGUGCCGGCGCGCGGCGCUGCCGUGGGCUCCUCUUUUCCCUGCUCCGGCGAGAUGAGGGAGCUGCUGGGCGAGACGGGCGCGAUGCCGCUGCUGCCGGCGCCCGAAGCCGAGCCGGCGCCCAAGGAGGACCCGCUGGGCGACAGCGCCAGGCAGCUCUGCAGGGCCGUGUCUGCCUCCAUGGGCCUGGCCCUAGAGGCACCGACCGAGCCGCUGACCCGGGAGGACUGCAUGUUCGCGCUGCCCGCCGGGCCAACCCGGACCCCUCGCCCGGCCGGCGGGGACCCGCCGCAGGCACCGCCCGCUCCGGCCGCCUUCGCGGGGGCCGGGGCUGCCCUGGCCGUCGAUGUCCCCGCCGGACCGGAGCUCUGUCACGGCUCCCCGGAGCCCGCAGCGCGGCCCGCCCCCGGCCUUCGCCUGCCGCCGCCCGCCCGCGUCAAGCUGGAGAGCCCGCCGGGGCCGGCGGCGGGCGGCAGCUGGGGCAACGUGUGCCGCUACGGCACCGAAAUGGCCCCUCCGGGCCCCGCGCCGCCCUGGCCCGCCUUUCUCAUCGAGGAGGGGCCGCUGUACGGGCCCUGCGCCGAGCCGCCCGCCGGGCCCCUCGGUUGCGGGCGCGGGCUGGCCGCGGAGACCGCCGAGUUCCCCGCCGACACCUGGUUCCCGGCGGGCCGGGCGCCCUUCGCCGUCCCGGCCGCCUGCAUCAAGAGCGAGCUGGAGCCCUGGACCGAGGGCUACGCCGGCGCCUACGGCGAUGUCCGGUUGGAGACUGGCCAUGAACAUGUCUUGCCCAUUGACUAUUACUUUCCACCUCAAAAGACUUGCCUGAUCUGUGGAGAUGAAGCAUCUGGGUGCCAUUAUGGAGCCCUCACUUGUGGUAGCUGCAAAGUCUUCUUCAAACGGGCGGCUGAAGGUAAACAGAAAUACCUUUGUGCCAGCCGGAACGACUGCACCAUCGACAAGUUCAGGAGGAAAAACUGCCCGUCCUGCCGCCUGCGGAAGUGCUAUGAAGCUGGGAUGACUCUUGGAGCCCGCAAGCUGAAGAAGAUGGGCAACCUGAAGACACAAGAUGAAGUGGAGGCAGCCAGCUCAUCCAGCCCCACAGAAGAGCAAGCUCCCAAGAUGGUGAUGACGCGCAUUGAUGGGUAUGAGUGCCAGCCCAUCUUCCUCAACGUCCUGGAGGCCAUUGAGCCUGGCGUGGUGUGUGCUGGCCAUGACAACAGCCAGCCGGACUCCUUUUCCAACCUGUUGACCAGCCUGAAUGAGCUUGGGGAGAGGCAGCUGAUCUAUGUGGUCAAAUGGGCAAAGGCUUUGCCAGGAUUUCGCAACCUGCAUGUGGAUGACCAGAUGUCAAUAAUCCAGUACUCUUGGAUGGGCCUUAUGGUGUUCGCUAUGGGUUGGAGAUCUUUUACCAACGUCAAUUCCAGGAUGCUUUACUUUGCUCCAGAUUUGGUCUUCAAUGAGUACCGGAUGCACAAAUCCAGAAUGUACAGCCAGUGUGUCAGGAUGCGGCACCUCUCUCAGGAGUUCGGGUGGCUUCAGAUCACACUGCAGGAGUUCCUCUGCAUGAAGGCUCUACUUUUCUUCAGUAUUAUUCCAGUGGAUGGCCUGAAGAACCAGAAGCUCUUUGAUGAACUUCGAAUGAAUUAUAUUAAGGAACUUGACCGUAUCAUCGCUUGCAAGAGGAAGAACCCUACCUCCUGCUCUCGGCGAUUUUAUCAGCUCACCAAGGUCCUGGACUCCGUGCAUCCUAUUGCCAAGGAUCUGCAUCAGUUUACAUUUGACCUUUUAAUUAAGGCACAUAUGGUGAGCGUGGACUACCCUGAAAUGAUGGCUGAGAUCAUCUCUGUGCAGGUUCCCAAGAUCCUGUCUGGAAAAGUCAAGCCUAUCUACUUCCACGCACAGUGAUCUUCCGGAAGGACCUCCCAGUUCUGCCACCCCCAUUUCAGCAAUCUCCUGCCAAUUUUUUCUGCACUACUGUACUGCAGUGCCUUGGGGAAUCCCCUCUACAGGCGGUGUGCCGGGAGGAUGGACAGUGACAAGCGACUACCUGCUGGGAUUCCCGAGAUUUCUGGGUUUCGUGAGGUACCUCUUGAACUGAGCUGCCUGCCUCAGCUUCUGCCUAGAUUUGGCUGGCUCACCGUGCUGGGACAGGGG
Messenger RNA from Neopsephotus bourkii (Bourke's parrot), 2592 nucleotides. It is a transcript of the gene AR, whose product is annotated as androgen receptor. Bases 226 to 2343 code for a protein of 705 amino acids. Gene Ontology annotation, biological process: regulation of DNA-templated transcription; androgen receptor signaling pathway; male gonad development. The transcript has 8 exons. The record is from RefSeq and is a predicted model, not a curated record. Gene Ontology annotation, molecular function: nuclear receptor activity; zinc ion binding; sequence-specific DNA binding. Gene Ontology annotation, cellular component: nucleus. NCBI's taxonomy places the organism in Eukaryota, Metazoa, Chordata, Aves, Psittaciformes, Psittacidae.